AACGGUCUUUUCUGUGACGCCACAGGUAAGCGCCUCUCUGAUUGGUCGGUGUAGAGUUCCGGCGCUGCAGCCGCAUUGUUUAAAUUCCCGGAGGCGCUGAGGGUUUAAACAGUCCGGGGUCAGCAGCAGGUCCAGCAGCGGGCAGGUCCAGUAUCAGUGUAUCUUUCCUGACAUAUUGAGUGUUAGCGUGAUGCGGCGUGACACGUCCUCACACAGACGGAAGCAGGUGACUCCAAAGCGCAGGACUCCACCACGCACACGCAGAGGCAGUGGACCCUCAGAGGCGUCACCGAGGAAGAAGCGGAGGUUUCGCCCGGGAAUGAGAGCUCUCAUGGAGAUCCGAAAGUAUCAGAAGUCUACAGACCUGCUGCUGCGUAAAGGACCAUUUUCACGCCUGGUGAGGGAGGUGUGUCAGAUAUUCAGCAGGGAGAAUCUGAUGUGGCAGGCCUAUGCUCUCUUGGCCCUGCAGGAGGCUACAGAGGCGUUCCUUGUCCGUCUCUUCUCCGAUGCUAAUCUGUGUGCGAUUCAUGCUAAGCGUGUGACUCUGUACCCCAAAGACAUCCAGCUGGCUCGAAGAAUCCGAGGAGUGGAGAACAUGUGACCUGCUUUACUUCCUGUUUUAACCUUUUAAAUAGGUGUGUGUGUGUGUGUGUGUGAGGGAGGGGGAGAGAGAGAGAGGUACUAAUCACAAUUUUCCACACAAAGUAUUUAUAGUGGAUAUGUACUGAGUGAGUGUUCAGUGGUUAUAAACCUUCAUUAGGUGUCCGCUACGCCGUGCCAGUGCUACACUAUUUAGCAGAAAAUUGAAUACACAUUUUCCCCCUGACUCCAGUGACAUGGAUGAGAACUGAUGGCUGACAUGAAGGUUUCAUUUCAACUCUUCAACUAGUGUGAAGUAAAAAUAUUUUAUAAAAACACACUGUAUAAUUUAUGCAGUUUUAUUGUACUGUAUUAAUUGUACUGUAAAAUAAUUACAAAUGAUUUUAUUUAAUCCAUGUUUAAUGAUAAAGAUCAUAAGCUGUGAUGAAGUUUGUGUAAUGUACAGUAAUAUGGAAAGCAGCAUUUGAGGAUAUCAUUAGUUCAUUUAUUACUUCUUCCUGUAUGAUGAUCCAUGUGCCAUGUUCCCUACCCAGGCCGCCUCCUCCUGAUCCGAACACCAGGGGGCGCGCUGGUCUCUAUACACGUGUGUGUUGAAUUUUGUGAUAAACCUGUAGCAGUGUGUUGGGAUGAUUAUUAAUAUUAUUAUUCAUCUGAAUUAUUGUAUAAAUGUGUCUCUUCUGCUUGUAUCAUUUAUGACCUUUUGAUGUUUAGGGUUUUUUUUGUAUAAAGUAACUUUUGUAUUUUAAUUUGUACAUAAUGAACUUUUUACUGUUGAUAAAGAUGUUCUGUAAGAGCGCUGACUGUUUCUCUGUUUAUACACAACAUAAAUAAAAACAA
This is a messenger RNA of Hemibagrus wyckioides, 1437 nucleotides long. RefSeq names its product histone H3-like centromeric protein A. The coding region runs from base 191 to 601 and encodes 136 amino acids. The record is from RefSeq and is a predicted model, not a curated record. NCBI's taxonomy places the organism in Eukaryota, Metazoa, Chordata, Actinopteri, Siluriformes, Bagridae. Gene Ontology annotation, cellular component: nucleosome. Gene Ontology annotation, molecular function: DNA binding; structural constituent of chromatin; protein heterodimerization activity. The transcript has 5 exons.